This is a messenger RNA of Akanthomyces muscarius, 735 nucleotides long. RefSeq lists its product as uncharacterized. The coding region runs from base 1 to 735 and encodes 244 amino acids. NCBI's taxonomy places the organism in Eukaryota, Fungi, Ascomycota, Sordariomycetes, Hypocreales, Cordycipitaceae. Gene Ontology annotation, molecular function: RNA binding. Gene Ontology annotation, biological process: nuclear-transcribed mRNA catabolic process; ribosomal large subunit biogenesis; ribosomal large subunit assembly. Gene Ontology annotation, cellular component: nucleolus; preribosome, large subunit precursor. The transcript is spliced from 3 exons. The record is from RefSeq and is a predicted model, not a curated record.
AUGCCCAAGUCGAAGCGCUCCAGAACCUUCAACCUCACCCAGGUCAACAAAAAGGGCCGCGAGCAAAAGGACAAGCUCUUUCAGAACAUUCGCGAUGCCGUCCCCGAGUACCAGCACUGCUUCGUGUUUAGCGUCGACAACAUGCGCAACAACUACCUCAAGGACGUCCGCCGCGAGCUGUCCGAUAGCAGACUCUUCUUUGGCAAGACCAAGCUCAUGGCCAAGGCCCUGGGCCAGACCCCCGAAGAGGCCGCCGCGCCGGGCAUCGAGGCUGUGUCGCGCCUGCUGACGGGCAACGUCGGCCUCGUCUUCACCAACCGCGCGGCCGAGUCCAUCCUGACCUACUUUGACGGCCUCGCGCUCGUCGACUUUGCGCGCGCCGGCGUUACCGCCCCCCGCGCCUUCUCCAUCCCCACGGGCGUCGUCUACGCCACCGCCGGCGAGGUGCCCGCCGAGCACGACAUCCCCCUCGAGCACACCCUGGAGCCGGAGCUGCGCCGGCUCAACGUCCCCACGCGCAUGGUCAAGGGCAAGGUCGUCCUCGGCGACGAGGAAGGCACCGGCGAGGCCUACGUCGUCUGCAAGGAGGGCGACGUCCUCGACUCCCGCCAGACGAGGCUACUCAAGAUGUUUGACGUGUGCCUGAGCGAGUUCAAGGUCAAGGUUCUAGCUUACUGGAGCGCGGCCACGGGCGAAGUCACCCAGGUUGAAACCUCUGCCAUGGACCAGGAUUAA